GAGAGUCGGUGACGCGGAGCGGACAUUAACAUAGGAGUCUUUUGGUUUACUCCGAUACCGGUGAAUCCCUAUAAAAGGAUUUACCAAGACCAGGGACUAGUAGUCACAUACCCAGUUAUUAUUCCAUAGAACACCGCAGAAGACUCACUUUAUACCCACAAUCGAAGCUAGCUGUGAGAAAGGAAUUAUCACACACCAACUCCGAAGGCCAACAUGAGUAAAAUUCGGUUUCGUCAAGAGGCAGACCAACGAUACAGCUUGGGUAGCCGAGAACAUGAAUGGCGAGAUCACGGGUCACAUUUCCCUCUCCAAGGCCAGCCCGUCCGAUGUAGCAGUAGCAAUGUGGAGGCAGUUAUAUCCUCAGCAAGAACAGCCCAUCGCAGUACUAGGAAGAUUAUUCGUACAUCCUGAGGCCCGCGGCCAUGGAAUAGCGAACAAGUUGAUGCAGACUGCCCUUGACGAAGCGCGGCGCCGAGGCCAGAGGUUAGUCAUGUUUGCCUUGGCCAAUGUCCCGGAUGCCAUACGAAUGUAUCAUCGGCUAGGCUGGGAACACUUUGGGACGACGGUUUUUAGAUGGAAGGGAGACGCAGGUGAGGAGUUGGAGAUGGAUGCCCAGUGUUUUGCGAGCCCCGUCUUGGCCGACAAGUAGUAAAGCUCGGAGUCUCGCUUUGGACCGGGCCAUACAAUAAUAUCACGCAGAUAGGCAUGUGAAUCCAGCAUCCCCUCUGUUAACGUAUGUUAUUUUCCUGUACUCGAGGAGGAGCUUAUCGGCGAUUAGUUAUAUCAAGAUGAUGAUGGACUGCAUGACGACCCACCAUGGGUGACUUACUGGGCAUAUUUACCCCUCACCUU
Messenger RNA from Daldinia decipiens, 852 nucleotides. Its product is annotated as acyl-CoA N-acyltransferase. The record is from RefSeq and is a predicted model, not a curated record. Gene Ontology annotation, molecular function: acyltransferase activity, transferring groups other than amino-acyl groups. The transcript is spliced from 2 exons. The coding region runs from base 275 to 649 and encodes 124 amino acids. Lineage: Eukaryota; Fungi; Ascomycota; Sordariomycetes; Xylariales; Hypoxylaceae.